GUGCAGUGCACGUUUGCCGGUCUUUAUUAUUUACAUUUUUUAUUUUCAGUAAUAUUCAUUCAAAAAUUGCUUCAAUAUUCUCCAAAACCGCUCUUUAGCGGUAUGACAUCAUGGGUGAAAAAUUAGUAGCAGCUCUAAAGCAAAUAGAGCUAGAAACAAAAAAUAAAGAUCUUGUUAAAGCAUGUCAACAAAUAAGGUUCUCAUUGGUGAAGCAUCAUUCAAGUACGGACAAUUUAGUAGCAAAACUAGCAGAAUACAUUCUUCAUUUCGAGGAUGCAGUCAUAUUUGGGAAAUAUUUGCCUAAUUUGUCACUUGCGCUAGUAUCUUCUAAAAUUCCUCUGAAGCCCGUUUUUUCAAGCAAUAGUCAUGAUCUUGCUACGGAUUGUGAGAAAACAAAACAUCUUGAAUAUUCCAUUGUAUUGGCACAUUUAAGUGACCACCCUGAUGUGCUUCAAUAUUCUCAAAAAUAUUUCCAAAUCAAUCCAAUACCUCCAUAUGAAGUUUUCAUACAUCAUGAAGAUUCUUACAAUGUGGCUCCUAAGAAACGAAGGCUACAAGACUACAGGCAAAAAGUAUCAGAUCAUAAUAUAGUGUCAUGCUGUUAUAAAUUGUUGAGAAAAUUACCAAAUGAAUUUUCAACAAAAUGGGAUUGGACGAAAUUUGUCGUAAAUUUUAGCCACCAUGAAAAUGAAGAAAUAAGAUGGAUGGUCAAAGAAUGCAUGGUGAUAUUAACAAACAUGACGGAAGCUCAAUCAAAAACAUUAAAUAAAAAUUUAAACAUAUCCAUUGACACAGAUAUAAAAAAUAACAUGUCUAAAAUAGAUCAAACUAUUGGGACGGGUAUCGAGAAUUUAACUGUAAAAACAGAAUCAAUUGUAAACAUUGAUGGAAUAGUUUUGCCUAUCUAUGACAAGGAUAAUGUAAAACCAGCAAGUUUAGUGCCUGUUAAAUCAACUAUAAACAACUUGAGAAGCUUGGCCCUAGCAGUUGCUUCAGGUAAAGCUCUUUCGCUAAUGGGUCCUGUAGGAUCUGGUAAGACAUCGUUGGUGGAACAUUUAGCUGCGAUCACUGGCCGUAAAGGAGUCGCGUUUAAGAAAGUUCAGCUCGGAGAUCAGACAGAUUCCCGGAUGUUACUAGGUUCUCAUCAAUGUACAGAUGUGCCGGGAGAGUUUAUCUGGGCUCCUGGUGUUCUUACAGAGGCUGUACUAAAUGGUCACUGGCUGUUGUUGGAAGAUAUCGACAGUGCUGCAUUGGAUGUGGCAUCUACACUGAGUUCACUUCUAGAGAGAAAUACUUUGUGCGUGCCUGGUUUUAGAGAUGCUUUGCCAGUUACACCAGGAUUCCAAUUAUUUGUUACACAGCGCACAAUCAUUACAAAUUAUGGUUACCAAAAGAAGUUAUCUAGCUCAAGUACUUUACUACAAAAGCAUUUAACAGUAAUAAAUGUUGAACCUCUAUCAAGGUCUGAGCUAAGUGAAGUUAUACAAACACUUUACCCCAGUCUAACUACAAUUAGUUCAAAGAUGAUAGAAGUGUUUAUGAUGUUUUCCGUUGGAUGCCAUGAUACGUCUUUACAAACUACUGAGAGUGAAACGGAAAAAGCUAACAAUGUAGUUAUAAUGAGAGGUUCGAGGCUCAUUUCUACAAGAGAUCUAAUGAAAUGGUGUGCAAGAUCAGUUGUUGGUUUUAAUGUCUCCAGCCCAGACUCUGCAUUGAAAGUAUUACAAGACGCCUUGGACAUUUUUACCUGUUCAGUAUCAUCACCCGAAAAUAGACUAGAAUUAUCCAAAAAAGUAGGCACGUGCCUCGGAAUUGUAGAGACGAAAUCUGAAUUCUACUGUAAACAUUACAAACCAAAUGUUUCUUUACAACCGGAUUCGUUAAUCGUUGGUCGUGCUACAAUUCCGCGUAUCGAAAAGACCCUGAAAUCUAUAGAUUUCGAUAAUAAACAAGUCGUUUUUUCAUUCACUCGUCAAUCUGCUUGCCUAUUAGAGAAAAUUGCCUGUUGUGUUCUUUCUAAUGAACCAGUGCUUCUUGUGGGUGAAACUGGUACUGGAAAAACUUCUUCAGUUCAAUAUUUAGCGAGACAAACAGGCCAUAAACUUGUAGUAAUAAAUAUGAAUCAACAAUCAGAUUCUGCUGAUCUACUUGGUGGUUAUAAGCCGGUGGAUCUUAAAUAUGUUAUACGCCCGAUCAAAUCUGAAUUUUUAGACCUUUUCACAAACUUCUACAAUGCAGAUAAAAAUAAGAAGUUUUUAACUCACAUUGAGACAUGUUACGAUACAGAAAAUUGGAAUGCUCUGUUAGCAUUGAUGCAACAAAGUCAUAAAGCAGCAGUGAAAAGACUUAAUGAUGAAAAAAACAAUAAAUUAAAGGCUUGGCUGGCUUUUGGAUAUAAACUCUCUAAGUUAGAGCAACAAAUCAAGGCAGAAUCUCGAUUGACAUUUGCAUUCAUAGAAGGAUCCCUUGUAAAAGCUAUGCAAGAAGGUCAUUGGGUAUUGUUAGAUGAAAUAAACUUAGCAUCUGCAGAAAUAUUGGAAUGUUUGGCUGGGUUAUUAGAAGAUAGAAAUGAAAGUAUUGAUUUACUGGAAAAAGGUGAUAAAGUUCCUAUAAAAAGACAUCCAGAUUUCACGCUUUUUGCGUGCAUGAACCCAGCAACUGAUGUAGGGAAAAAAGAUUUACCAGUGGGUCUAAGAAAUAGGUUUACAGAAUUUUUCAUUGAUGAAUUAACAGAAAGAAACGAUUUAAUGUUAUUAAUAGGUGAUUAUUUAUACCACAUGAAUUUAAGCGGAGCUGUGCUAGAGUCCAUUUAUAUCUUUUAUUCUUCAAUUCGAAAAGAGGCCAAAUUGAAUUUAGUAGAUGGAGCAGGUAAUGCUCCCCAUUAUUCUCUGAGAACACUAUGCAGAGCGUUAACUGCUGCGGCCAAAGCAAAAUGUGGGACCGUCGCAAGAUCUUUACAUGAAGCAUUUUGCCUUUCCUUCUUAACACAACUAGAUAGAUCAUCUCAUCCGAUAGUCGAAGCCAUGAUAGCUAAGGCUGUUCUUGGUAAGAAAAAUGUGAAAGCAGUCUUAAAACAAUUAAUUCCUGAACCUCAAUGUCAAGGCCAAAACUAUUUGCUCUUUGAGGGUCAUUGGAUACCGCAGGGAAAAUUGGAAAUCAAUAUACCAGAAGGAUACAUUUUAACUCCUACUGUAAGGAAAAAUCUUCGAGAUAUUGCCCGCAUCAUAUCACUGGGGCGUUUACCUAUUCUUUUACAGGGUGAUACCUCUGUGGGAAAAACUUCACUUAUAACAUAUAUAGCUAAAGCCUCAGGAAACUACUGCGUCAGAAUAAACAAUCAUGAACAUACUGAUUUACAAGAAUACAUAGGAUCUUAUGCAAGUGAUUCAAGUGGAAAUCUAGUCUUUAAAGAGGGAGUUCUAGUCGAAGCUAUGAGAAAAGGAUAUUGGAUAAUUCUUGAUGAAUUGAAUUUAGCCCCUAGUGAUGUAUUAGAAGCAUUAAAUCGUGUUCUUGACGACAAUCGAGAGUUAUUUAUUCCUGAGACCCAAGAAGUUGUUAAAGCUGAUCCCAAUUUUAUGCUUUUUGCAACGCAGAAUCCUCCAGGGUUGUAUGGUGGCCGAAAAAUGUUAUCACGUGCUUUUCGUAAUAGAUUUGUAGAGCUGCAUUUUGACGAAAUACCAAGAAGUGAACUCGAAACAAUAUUGCACCAAAGGUGUCAUAUUCCGCCUACAUAUAGCAAGAAAAUGAUCGAAGUUAUGGCGGAACUACAAGUUAGGAGAAGGGGCUCAGCCGCAGUACAAGGCAAAGAUGGAUUUAUCACAUUGAGAGAUUUGUUCAGAUGGGGCCAGAGAUAUAAACAUGCUUCCAAAGAAAUGCUCACUUCUGAAAAGUUUUAUGACUGGGAUCAGCAUAUAGCCGACGAAGGUUAUCUUAUAUUAGCGGGCAAAGUGCGCCAAACAGAUGAAAGAAGUAUAAUAGAGGAAGUAAUUGAAAAACACAUAAAACGAAAAGUCGAUCCUAAAAAUUUAUUCAGCCUUCAUCAAAAUACUUCACCCGUGACUAAAUCAACAUUAGAAAUGCUUUUAAGUAACCAACUCCAAGAAUUUUCUCAUGUAGUAUGGACAUAUAAUAUGAGAAGAUUAGCAGUUUUAAUAGCCAAGGCAUUUACUUUUAAUGAGCCUGUGCUAUUGGUAGGUGAGACUGGUUGCGGAAAAACCACAAUUUGUCAAGUAUUGGCCGCUUUAAGUCGCCGUCAGCUACUAUCCGUAAACUGUCAUAUGCAUACAGAAAGCUCGGACUUCUUGGGUGGACUUCGCCCGGUAAGACAAUAUAAAAAAGAUGGGAAAUUAUUCGAGUGGGUUGAUGGACCUUUAGUAAAAGCAAUGGAACAUGGCCAUCUGUUCCUCGCAGAUGAAAUAUCUUUAGCGGAUGACAGUGUUUUAGAAAGAAUGAACUCAUUACUAGAACCAGAAAGACAAUUAGUCUUGUCUGAACGGGGCACCGAUGAUAGUUCCGAUAUUGUGGUUAUUUCAGCUGUUCAAAAUUUUCAUUUUAUCGGAACUAUGAAUCCAGGUGGUGAUUUUGGAAAAAAAGAACUAUCACCCGCUUUACGUAAUAGAUUUACAGAAAUAUGGUGUGAUCAUGUCAGUUCCAGAGAAGAUUUGCUAGAGGUUCUGGAAAAGAGUGUUAGUAAAGGAAUAGUUUUGUCAAAUCAAAAAGAUGGAACAUCAGGAAUUGGAAAUUCUAUAAUUGAUUUUAGCUAUUGGUUGAAAAAUUCCGAAGUUACAAAUAAAUUUCCAUUUAGCAUUCGUGAUUUACUGUCCUGGGUACAAUUCAUUAAUGUUACUGUUGGACAAAAAUUGUUAGACACAGCUGAGGCGUAUGUGCAUGGAGCAUGCAUGACAUUUUUGGAUUGUUUCGGCACCGCUUUAACGGGUCACAUUGAUCCUGAAACCUUACACGUUUUACGCAAAAAUGCUAUUAACUUCUUGCUCAAUCAAAUAAAAGCAUUAGGUUACGAAAAAACUGACUUAUUAAACAACAUGUUGGUCAAUAAGGCAAUAUCAUUGACUGCUGAGGUAAUUGAUAAGAAGUUUGGGAUUCAUCCAUUCCUUAUCGAAAUUGGGCCACACCACAAUCCAUUUGAUAUUCAGAAGUUUACGUUCACGGCUCCCACAACUGGUGCUAAUACAUUACGACUAUUACGAGGCCUUCAGUUAAACAAAGCGAUUUUAUUAGAAGGAAACCCAGGAGUAGGAAAAACAAGCUUAGUUACAGCUGUAGCAAAAAGUUCUGGUCAUAAAGUUGUCCGCAUAAACUUAAGUGAUCAAACAGAUAUAACAGAUUUGUUUGGUACCGACUUACCAUCAGAAGACGGAUCCUUUAUCUUCAAGGAGGGAGCUUUCUUAAAUGCUCUCCAAAACGGAGAUUGGAUUCUUUUGGAUGAACUUAAUUUAGCACCACAACCUGUGCUAGAAGGUCUUAAUGCUUGUUUAGAUCACAGAGGUGAAAUAUACAUUCCAGAAUUAGGUAAAACAUUUAAAGUGAAAAAAGAAACAAAACUGUUUGCUUGUCAAAAUCCUCUCAAACAGGGCGGUGCUCGUCGGGGCCUGCCCGUAUCAUUCUUAAACAGAUUCACUCAAGUAUAUGUCGACACUUUGACGAAAGAUGAUCUUACGUUCAUUGUUGAGGCACAAUAUUCAGAACUUUCUAAAGAUAUCUUACACAGAAUAGUUGAAUUCAAUUGUAAGGUAUCACAUGAAAUAACUGAAAUUCAGUCUUGGGGACAUAGAGGAGCACCCUGGGAAAUGAACUUACGUGACAUACAAAGAUGGUGUGAGGCACUCAUUGAAGAUCAAAAUGAAGGUAGAAAAGUGUCACCUGGAAAGUUUAUUGAUAUGCUCUAUGUUAAUAGAAUGCGGACAGAGGAAGAUAAAGAGAAAAUGAUAACAACUUAUAAUGAAAUAUUUUAUCCAGCUUAUCCUAGAAGUGAUGAACGUCCCAUGUUCAAUAUUGAUGGUAAGAACAUAAUUAUUGGUGAUGUAAUUUUUCAAAUCAACGAUGAGAGGCUGUAUAAAAACAGAAGAUCAAUUGAUACAAAUUUAUUAGUUCUUAGAGACCAAUUGCCAAUUUUAAAAGCGCUAGCUCAAAAUAUAAAAAUGAAUUGGCUCUCUAUACUAGUCGGACCGACUGCUGUGGGAAAAAGUAGUUUGGUUCAAGUUUUAGCGGAUUUAACCGGAAAUGAAUUACAUGUUAUACCAGUCACCUCAGCAAUGGAUGUAUCAGAUCUAUUAGGUGGAUUUGAACAAGUCGACUACAACAGAACCUUGGAAAAUAUAUAUGAUAAUAUUGAGACAGUUACUAUCCGAAUUGUCAGAAGUUUAUGGUUGUUACAAGACUUCAAACUUUGGAAAUCAAAUAAGCUCUUGAGUGAUCUUUUUGAGUUCCGUCAAAUAGAAACAAACGGCGAAGCUAAAAACGCAUUUAAUAUUGACAUGAAAAAAUUCAAAGAAAAAGUGCAGUUUCUAUUAGACCAUUGCUAUAAAUUAAUUGAAUGUAGCAACAUUUGUGAUCUUUUCACUCACGGCAUAGAAAAAAUAAUAGGAAAUUUAAAGCAUUUGCAAAAUAAAAUCUUAAAACUGACAUCCGUAAAUUCGGGUGGUAGAUUCGAGUGGAUAGAUUCAUUACUUGUUAAAACUAUGAUUGAUGGAUCUUGGCUUCUACUAGAUAAUGUAAAUUUAACGUCAGCCGCAGUAUUAGAUAGACUAAACGGUCUUUUGGAGCCAAAUGGAGUCCUCAGUAUUCCGGAGCGAGGUGAAAUAAGCGAAAUAAAGCCUCAUCCCAACUUUAGGAUUUUCUUUACAAUGGAUGCAAAGCAUGGCGAAAUAUCUCGAGCUAUGAGAAAUAGAGGCGUUGAGAUUUACUUGCUUAGACCUGAUAAUAGUGACCUAGGUCUCUCUGAGGUAAUGCCGUAUAUGGAUUUAGUGGCGUUAUUAUCGUCGUGUGGUUUGCCUAAUCAAUACCACGAUAUUUGCAUUCGGUGCCAUGAAACUAUGACAGAGUUUGUGCAAGGUUUAGAACGGCCAACAGUUUCGCAACUUCUCCAAGCAGCGCAUAUAAUACGACAACAACUAGUAAGGGGUGUGUCUUUCAAAACGGCUCUACUGAACAGUUUCUCAGAUGUUUACAUAAAACCGAGAAGUGGUAGUGACUUUGUUACCGAUAUAAAUACAUCGCUAGCUGAAAUGAAGAAUAAUAUGUUACGUGAGUUAGAAAAUGAGUUGGGCACUGAAGAAUUCCCAAAUUUUGGUUCCAAUGUUGUUAAUCACACAUUAACAAUUAAAGGGCUCUGUUCCAAUUCCAUUUAUGAAUUAGCGAAACAAACUUCCUAUACGGCAGUUGAGCAAAUUACAGAUAGCAACUCAGUGGACAAUGCAACAAUGCAUGUAAUAUUUAGUAUUCUAACUUCUUACCAAAAAUGCUCUGGUGAACAAUUGAAAACUCUUUACUAUAGUUUAAAUGAAGCAGUUUCAAAUGCCAAGGAUAUCAACUUGAAAAAUUUAACAAAGGAAUUGAACGAUCAAGCACUUAGCCAUGUAAAUAAAUUAAAUACGACAUCGGAGUCAUAUAAACGGUUUUAUCGGGAAUCAUAUUGCGUUGACGAUGGUAUUGUUGCUAAAUCUAACACGAGUUUUGCUUUGCUAUAUAAUGAGUGUCAAAAAACUCUUCUUAAAUUAUCUCUUAUAGAAAGUCCUUUCUCUGCUCUUCAUUAUUCAAAUGCAGUAUCAAAGAGAACUUUAACUGAUGAUUUUGUGGAAUAUCCCAUAUUAAGACACUGCCAAAACUAUAUAAAUCUUAUUGAUGAGGAAUUGCUGAAAGCAAUUAAUUUGGCAUCUUGUAAUUUAAGUGACCAAAAUAUUUGUGUGUUAUUACAAUUGUUAAAUUGGCGAAUAAGAUUUUUCAAAACGUGUACAAUGCCAAUAUUUACCAUGCAAAAACGUACGCCAACCUUAAAAGAAGAAAUUAUACCUAUCCUCCAGAUCCAUAAUAAGUGGAUUCAAAAGUAUCUAUUGGAAAAACUUUACAGCAUGAUUGGUAAAUCUGAUGAAUUUAUGAAAUUCAAAAAGAAAAUGACGGAAAUGAAAUUAAACAUGGAACAGGAACAUACGGAAUUAUCGAAAAUCAGCAAGAAAAUGAGAAAAUGUUACGGACAAUCAAAGCUAUUUAAAGAUAAACGAGAAUAUAACUUAUGCAAUGCAAGAGCUGCAGUUUAUAAAGAAAUCCAUUUUGAUAUGCAUCAACCAAUUGAUAAGCAAUUCUACAAGCUUGAUAGCAUUAUGUACAAUGCUAACAAGACCUUUGCAAUCGAUAUACCCCAGGAAGAAAGUAUUAGAGAAAUCGAAAGUAAUGUAGCGAGUAUCAAAGAAAAAGUAAAAGAACCGAGUUCAGAAAUCAAACUCAUACCACUAAAUUUAUAUGUUGUACAAAGAGUUUUAAAUGUAUUGCAACCAUAUAUGCCAGAGCUUUUGAGGAAGUUCUUUGCAACAGAAGAUAUUCUUUUGCGCACUAAAGAAACAAGUUGUCUAGAUAUUUUAGCAAUUGUUACUGCUUACGGGAAAGUUACGAAAGGAUUUCCACCAGCACUUAUAGAUCAUUUGAGUAUGUUGCUAGAAAUGCAAAAGGGUAAUCUGGAUAUAACUAUCGAAAGAUUAUCAUCAAUGACAACGAAAUUUUGGGAUGAGAUUUAUAAAUUAUUGGCAUCAUCACCAGCCGUUCAUCCUUCGUUGUUUUUAUCUGGGAAUCAUUUAAGUUCUGAUGACGUCAUGGAGUUGAUACCAGCUAAUACGCAAAGGGUUUCAAUGAAUCUGCCAUUAAUGCCAUAUUACAUUCAACAGCUUACAAUGUUGGUUGAAGAGGAAGGGUCUCAGCAAUUACUAGCCUAUGAAAAAGUAUCUCUUAAUAACAGAGUGGAAUAUUCUUUACAAUUGGAGUCUAUUUUAAAAAUAUUAUGGAAUAAUAUAGGCACCUUGGAUAUCACUGCCGCUGCUAAAUUAGAAGCAGAUGCUGUAUUUGAAAUGAAGAAAUAUGACCAUUUAAUUAUUUAUCUCCAUUCUAUUGUUGUUUCUAAUUUGAAUAAUCCUAUAUUCAAAUUAACCGAUGAUAAAUUUAGUUUUUUGCUAAAACAUCUUAAGAUCGACUCCUACUUAAUGGAAGCAUUAGCAAAAGCCGAUGGAAUUAAUAAAGAACUUAAAGAAGAACUAAACUUAAAUAAACUCAAUGUGACUAAAGUGAAGAUAUUAACAGCGCAAUUAUCUCUACUAACUAGUUUAUUGUUUGUACAAUUUAUGGUAGAAAUGAGUCCGAUAGACCAUGUCGAGAAGUAUCGUAUGAAAGUUAAGUAUAUUGAAGAAGACAUACAGAUGUUUAAUGCCCUAUUAAGUUCGUACUACGUUCAAGGUGUAAUUGCGGGCACUAUCAAUGAAAAUCGCAAUAUCGAAAAGUCAUCUCAAGUGGCGAUUAAUUCUUUGAAUAAUGAUACAUUACAACAGUUGAAGAAAGUGCACCCACACUGCGAAAUUUUGAUGAAUUUGAAAGAACAAACAGCGCUUAAAAUUCAUAAAUACGCAUCUGGUAAUACAUUCCGUCCUGAUAAACCGUCCUAUUGUAAUUUUGUCAAAGAAUGUAAACAUUUCUCAAAGUCGAUCCUCUCAGAAAGGACGAUAAUUACGGUAUCUACAAAAAUGAUAGAGAUUUGCAAUUUACUUUACAUAGAUUUUAUCGCGAGUAAUAAACUGAAUAAAAGUACAGUAAAUAAAGCUGAGGCCGUUAUUCGAGAAACAAUAUCAUGGAUGAAUUCAACUAGAGCUUUCUAUAAAAAUAUUGAAACUGUGUAUGCUGAGGCCUUCCCCGAUUUAGCAAAGCCUUUGCAGAGUUCACUCUCUCAAAUUAUACACAGUAUAACCUCUUUGAGUGAUGUGAUGAGAGAACUUGUCCUAAAAAUACAAAAAGGAGAAUUUUUGCCUGAAUUAUUAAGGAGUUUGCUUGUGUAUCCCAGUAAAAUUGAUGUUAUAGAUGUAAAGGAAAAACACCUUAAUCGAUAUGUAACAAACCAUUUCAUACAAAUGUUGAGACGCGGAGUAGGUGGCAAAACUGAUUUGUUCAAGAUUGAAUCAUCAUGGAUAGAGAUAUUAAAAAUGAAUUUAUCAGAGUUAAAGAUGAACUGUACAGCGAUGGGUCGAGUCGAUGAAGCGUCGAUGAGCGCGGUGUUGAAUACAUUGAAUGCAAUAGUAAAAGCUUGGGACAAACAACGACAGGAUAUGGAAAGGAAGAAACAGGACGACGAAGCUUUAUAUGUCACUAAGUCUAUUUCAAAAUGUGAAGAUGAAGACGAAGAGGCCACGGCUCACGAAGAAAUAAUGCAAAUGUUUCCUUCGUAUGCUGAGGACGAUUUCGGAGAAUUUAAACCGCCUACUUUAGAACAGAGGAAAGUAAAAGUACAAAAUGCAGAUAAACCCAAACUAAUUAUGACGGCAGAAGAUGUGUCGUUGAUAUAUAAGUGGCAUUCGAAUUUCGUUCGUAAUGUGACCAUCGCAGAAUGGUUGACUGCUCCGAAAAAGAUAGUGGGCAAUGAUGUCGUAACUCCUUUACUAUUACGGUAUCCCAUAUUCAGUAAAGUUGCUCAAGGAUCGUGGGAAGGAUUGGAUGCGGUAUUUGAACGUGAAAUUACUCCUAGUCUGUUGGUGCUGUUAUCUCAUAUUAAAGCUAAAGUUGAUGGGCUCGAAUCUUCCAAUCAAAAAGUGGAUUUCUAUCGCUCACCCUGGGUGUCGGAAACGCGCGAGUGCUUACCGCUGCUUCACAGAGUGCGAGAUAAUACAAGUGAAUUACUGGAGCAAUGGCCAGACUUCCCCACUUUAAAAGACAUAAUGGUUAUAGUGAACAGAAUACUAAACUUCCCGAUCUCAAGCCCCGUAUCACGAUUCCUCACUGGCUUGGAACUACUUCGCGAUAAGAUCGAAGAAUGGAACAAAAAUGCGCACAAGGGCAAUAAUAUGAUAGAGAUAUCAUUAUCUGUGGGCCAACAGAUCAUAAAUUGGAGGAAAUUAGAGAUGAGCCAUUGGAAGGAGUGCUUGAAUAAUCUGUAUCAGAGGAAACAGUCGGACGCUCACAAAUACUGGUUCUACAUGUAUACCGUGAUCAUUUCAUACUUGGAUCCUUCAAAGAAUCUCGAUAACCAACCAGUCUCACCAACAAGGAUUACCCUAGUUCUUCGAGACUUUAUGGAGAAAUCAAACGUGGCUGAAUAUGAAGUUAGACUUGACAUUUUGUACGCGUAUCAUUGCCAUUUGGUGCAUUUGCAACCAGGCGAGAGAAGAAAUGAACUAUUGUCAAUAAUAUGGAACAUACACAACUACUUUUCACAAUUUUCUCCUCAAGUGAGUGCGUUCUUGAAAGAAAAACGUGCACCGAUUGAGAAGAAAUUACGUGAUUUUGUGAAAAUAUGCACUUGGGACAGGGAUCUUAGUUAUUGGAGUGUAAAGGAUACAGUUGAUAAGGCUCACAAGGCUUUACACAAACAUUGUAAAGAAUUUGAGAAAGUUCUAAUGGAGAGCGUAUCCAGCCUGCUCGUAGAUACUAGUGGAGAAGUAAGCGAGCACGUGGGUAUAUGGGAUAGACCGAAGCGUGUGGCCGCUAACAGUGCCCAUAACGCACCCGCUGGUGGCGCCUAUAUGAUUGACCCGUUGAUACAUAUCGUUCUGGCGAGGAAUGUUAAGAAAUACUUAGAUCAAGCCGAUCAACCAUGCAGCCUUAUACCCGAGACGAGCUUAUUGUCGAAAAUACCUACUUUGCUCACUAAGGCAAAACAGCUUUGUAAAGAUACAAUGAUUAAUACCGGAUAUCCGUCCUUAGUGCAAGGACUUGACGAUUUCAUAACGCUGGUUAUAGAAACCAGCACGCAUUUGGGAUCACUAGAGGUGGAUACCUCAGCUCCAAAAGACAGGCAGAAAUCGCAAGCGAAGAACAUUGUCCAACAAAAACGUAAAGCGCUCGCGGAUCUAUUCAAAUACCUUGCGAAAAUGGGACUGAAUUAUCGCACUGGUUUGGUGAUAUUAAGUGCUUCUGAAGAAUUGUGCGACUUCACAAUACCUCCAGUGGAUUUGGACGCAGCUAUGAGCUAUUUGAAGAAUCGGCGUUGCGAUCAAACACUCUCCCUACUUUGGUCGGGAUGUGAAAAGUAUUUCCAGAAGAACAUCGCAAGACAUCGUUUAAUGACAGCGGCUUUGCAGUCACCGCACGCUGACCUCGGUAUACAGAAUAUAGAGCGCUGUAAAGGUUUUGCUGCUCAACUUAUGAAACUAACAAACAAACAGAAAAAAACAAUAGCGAAGUAUUCUAGAUACAUUUGUGACCUACGAUCCGUUGCUACGAGUAUCACUAAUGUUCUCGAAUUAGAUGAUUUCGUUAAUGUGUUCACACUUAAUGAUAAAAUUGAAGUUCUCUCUGACUGUUAUGGCAAUGCAUCCAUUCUUCUCGAUCAAUUGAGUAUUGUGCUAAAAUCUUUGCCUGAAAAAGGAUUAAAUGCAAACUGCGAACCAGAAUUUGACAGACUACUAUCGAAUUCACUUUUACCUCACUGUUAUAGUGGCAGUGACGAAUGGAAGGAAUUAUACAAGAAAAUUAAAGCGAUUAUCAAUUUAGUUGAUAAACAAAGAACAGCUUUAAAUAAACUGACAAAUGCAGUUCCUAAAUUCCUGGGAAUCUAUGAUCUAAUUCCGAUGGUUUCACAAGUUCACGUAGAUACGGUAAAUGAUGGAGUUAUCACUUUAGGAAUAUUAAAAGAAAAAGUGAAAGCUAUUCUGGAAGAAUAUAACUUUGAAUUCAAAUAUAAUGUUACUGAACAAGGAAAGUCGCACCAUCCAAUUCUAUGUUGCUUAGAAGAUUUAGAGAACUACCUUAACAGUACAAUGCAAAAAAUCCGUAAAAUAGAUAAAACCAUAGAUGUAGCAUUGGAAGGGAAUACCAAAGAAGGAUUAUUCAGACAAACCGAAGAUAUUGUAGCGAAUAUGCUGUUGAUAAUUCAAUCUCUAUAUAAGAAACACUUACCUGUUGAAAAGAGCAUGGAUAAUGUUGAUGUUUUAGAUGCAAUUGAUGAAAUCAUUGAUGAAGGAAAUAAGGAAAACAAUGAUAAAGAAGAAUCCAAAGAAAUUCUUGAAGAUAAACAUUUGAAAGAUCUCUUACAGGAUAAACUUUCAUCUGAUCGCAAAAUACUACAAUUAGAGGUGUUGACUAGUAAAUUAAAGACUUUGGUGCUCGAUUUCAUUCAAUACAUUUCGGCCAAGAAAAAUAUUGAAGAUGUUAAAACAGUUUUAAUGAGGCUAGUGCCUAUACUGGAACAAACCGUACUUUUCAUUCAAUACUUCGUGGCUCAACAGGUUGCAGUGCAUAGAGUGUCAUGCAAAAUGCUGUCUGUUUUGUUGAAGAUCUUUUCAGACCUAGCCACAAAAGGAUUCUGCAAGCCAUCUGAUCUAGAUAUGGAUGAAGGUGAAGGAGAAGGUGGUCCAGGAAAACUAUCAAGUGGUAUGGGACUAGGCGAAGGGGAGGGACAAAAGGAUGUAUCUGAGAGAAUUGAAAAUCAGGACCAAUUAGACGAUGCUCAUAAACCAGGAGAAGAAAAGAAAGAGGAGGACCGCGAUUGUAAGGAAGAAGAAAAGGGUGUUAAUAUGACGGAUGACUUUGAUUCACAUUUACAAGAUGUAGAGCAAAAAGAAGGUGAUUCGGAUCAAGAAAAUGAUGAUGAUGAUGCUGAUAAACAAAUGGGCAAUACAGAAAAUGCUGCAGACAAGUUAGAUCAACAAAUUUGGGGUUCAGAAGAUGAAGAAGAAAACGAAGAAGAAUCUAAUAAGAAGGAUAAAGAGGAACGUGGCAAAGGCGAGAGUACGGGAGAAAAGGAGAUGGGUGCUAAAGACCAAGAGGAAGGAGUCGAUGAUGGCGAUCAGGGUAAAGAGAAAAAACAGAAGAAAGACAUCAAUGAAAUUAAUGAGCCCGAAGUUGAUGAUGAUCACGUUGAUCCAUACCAUGGAAAUCCACAAUCGUAUCCAGAACCAGAAGAUUUUGAAAUGCCUGAAGAUAUGAAUGUAGAUGGCGAAGAAGCUGAAGAAGAUAAGGAGGGUGAAACGGAAACGGAAAAUCCAUUCGAUAUUGACGUGAUGAAAGAGAAUAUUCCAGAAGAAGAACCUAAAGAAACAGAAGAAAAGGAGGAAAACAGGAAUGGUUUGGAUGUUUCCAGUGACGAGGAGGAUGGUGGUGACGGUGUUGAUGACGGCAAUAAAGAGAAAGAGGACAAUGGAGAAGAGAAACAUGAUGAAACGUCCGAAGAAAAUCAAGAGAAGGAAGAUAAUGAUGACGAACAAACUAAUGCCGAUGAAACCAUGGAAAUUGAUGAAACACAACCGGAAGAAGAGCAGCCAGAUAAACCAGACGAUAAGGAAGAACUUCCACAGAACCCGGAGGGAAUAAACGAAGAUGAUAAAGCAGAAGAGAAACAGCAUGAAGCCAAUCCACAAGCGAAUCCGUCUAAUGAAGACCCGGCUGCGGCGGAAAAGGCUGAAAAUGCGCAAAUGGAUAAAGGAACCAAUGAUAAUGUGGAAACUAACGCAGAACAAGAUAAGGAUGAGGAGGCCGCGCCUUAUGAACAAGUACAAGAACAAGUAGGUGAUGAGAAACAGUCGACGGGUCGGUCGGAGUUAGACAAAAGCGAUAAAGGACAUCGCGGUGAGAAACAAGCGGCCAAAUCGGAAGCGUCUCAUGAUACGCAGAAGAAACAUGAGAAUAAGCCAGGAAAGACCGAUCAGGAAAGAACGCUUGGUGAAGUCAAUGAAAAGAAACAUAAAAAAGCGCACACACUGAACGUGGAACGUGAAGACGCGGACGAAGAGGGCGGUGAUAACGAAAGGGAAGACGACCAUGAGGCGGACGCCUAUCAACACGUGAAAGAGGCCAAAAAGGAUGAUCUACAGGCGGUAGAUGCAGCCACAAAAGAGCAAGCGGACGAACAACCGACGUUAAAACAAGACGAGGAGGAAGCAGAUAAACUGAAGGAUGAUGAAGAAGUUCCCAUGGAUGUUGAUGAAGAUGAUAUUCAGGUGGAAAAAUCUGAGGAAUUAAAACCGGAGAAGAUGAAGAGCAACAAAGACAAAGACGAGGAGAAGUCUGGGAAUAAAAAGGAUGGUGGGGAGGAGACGACGGGAGAAACUGGUCUCGAAGUGGAAGGCGAUGCCGUGCUCACUACCAGCGUGCCACGGGGACGGGAUACUACUUAUCAUACGAGACUCGAAGACUCAUCCCACCCAGCGGAAGACAUAUCAAUGCAGCAGUACAUAAGUAUGCGAGAAUGGAUACAGUCGGGUGGAGUAAAGAGCGGAGUACAGUCGAGUGCAAUGUGGAGAGCCGCGUGGCGCGAUACUGCAGCUGCUUCACGUGCUCUGUGUGAGAGGCUACGGCUUGUGUUGGAGCCUACGGGACGGUCGCGUAGAGCGGGCGACUUCCGCACGGGUCGCGCGAUCAACAUGCGCCGCGUGAUACCAUAUAUAGCAUCUCACUUCCGAAAAGAUCGAAUUUGGUUGCGUCGCACAAAACCCGCGAAACGCGAGUACAAGAUCGCUAUAGCGGUGGAUGACUCGAGCUCUAUGGCGGAUAAUAGGAGCAAGGAACUUGCUUUUGAAAGUUUGGCCUUGGUUUCUCAGGCUCUAAACCUCCUCGAGUCCGGCGACCUAGCCGUGCUCAGUUUCGGCGAGAAACCGAACCUCCUGCAUUCCUUCAACGAACAGUUCUCAGAACAUUCCGGGUCGAACAUUCUAGAACAAUUGCGUUUUGAACAAACUAAGACGAAAGUUGCCCAACUAUUGGACUUCUGUAGUGUUAUGUUCGAUCAGCAGUCCGUGAGAAGUGACGCGGUUAAUGCGAAGUUGUUGGUGAUAGUUUCGGAUGGGAGAGGAAUAUUUUCUGAAGGAGAAACAAAGGUCCUACAAGCUGUGAGGAGGGCGCGACAGCAAGGCAUAUUUUUGGUGUACGUGAUCAUUGAUAACCCGGAUAAUAAGCAUUCAAUAAUGGAUAUCAGGCGACCUCUACUGGACCCAGUGACGAACACACUUUCAGGAUUCAUAUCAUAUCUAGAUACAUUCCCGUUCCCGUUCUAUCUCAUUUUACGAGACAUGUCCGCUUUACCCACUGUCCUAGGAGAUGCUCUGAGACAAUGGUUUGAGUUGGCCGCUAAUACAUCCAGUUAAAUAUAAAGAAAAUAUAUAUUAUAUUAUGUGUUAGUCAUAAGUAAAGUCAAAUUUUCUUAGUACAUAAGGAAAUAAAUUUUUCUAUAUUUUUUUUCUUAUAUUCUUGCGUAAGGUACGGACUAAGUGUACAAAGUAAUCAGUAAGACAGAAAAUUAUGUUUUGAUUUACAUGUUCUGCAAUAAAGUGUUUUUCUCUAAUAA
Colias croceus (clouded yellow) is the source of this 16483-nucleotide messenger RNA. RefSeq names its product midasin. The transcript is spliced from 41 exons. The coding region runs from base 111 to 16283 and encodes 5390 amino acids. NCBI's taxonomy places the organism in Eukaryota, Metazoa, Arthropoda, Insecta, Lepidoptera, Pieridae. Gene Ontology annotation, molecular function: ATP hydrolysis activity; ATP binding. Gene Ontology annotation, biological process: rRNA processing; ribosomal large subunit assembly. The record is from RefSeq and is a predicted model, not a curated record. Gene Ontology annotation, cellular component: nucleus; preribosome, large subunit precursor.